AUGAAAACACAACAAAUAUAUAGGUGGAAUUAUGUGUGCUCAAAGCAAGGUGUCAAGAGACAAAAUGAUAAAAGAGUUGGUGUUCACAAUGUCAAAAGGCGAAGAGAUUCAAGGACAAAUUGUUCAGCGAUGUUACAAAUAAAGUUAGUGGAUGGAUUAUGGAUCGUGGAGAAGUUCAAUGAUGCAUAUAAUCAUCCAUUGAUUUUGACUCCUUCAAAGGUGAAUAAGUUUCCUUCUCAUAGUGAUUUACGACGCUCAAAUUUCACUAAAUCACUUGUUACUAAGCUUUUUGAGGAGGGUUUAACGUCAUCAAAAAUUUCAAAGGUGGUGAAUGCUAUGAACCAAGAAGUUAAUAUUAAUUAUGUUCAAGUCAACACUAUUUUAUCAGGACAAAGAAAGAAUAAUGUAGGACGAGAAUGUCAAGGCAUCAUCAAACACUUUCAAAGGAAGUCUGCUCUUGAUGGAUCUUUUUAUUUUGAUUUGCAUUUGGCAAAAGAUGGUACACUAAGAAGCAUUUUUUGGGCUGAUGGCAGGUCGAGAGCUGCAUAUGCUCAAUUUGGUGAAGUCCUUGUUUUUUACGUGACUUAUAAAACGAACAAGUUCAAGUUUCCUUUUGCCCCUUUUGUGGGGGUUAAUCACCACGAGCAAUCAAUUUUAUUUGCUGCAGCUUUGUUAGAAGAUGAAACAGAGGCAACAUUUACAUGGCUAUUUGAACAGUUUUGGACAUGUAUGUUUGACAAGUCUCCUAUUGCUAUUAUGACUGAUCAAGACAAAGCUAUGGGAAAAGCAAUUGCUAAUAUAUUUCCAAAUGCACGACACUGUUUUUGUGCAUGGCACAUAAAAAAACAUGUUAUGAAGCAUAGUCAAGCAUUGCGCGUACAAUUUAAAGAGAGUUUUGAUAUUGACUUCCAAGAGUGGUAG
This is a messenger RNA of Gastrolobium bilobum, 921 nucleotides long. Its product is annotated as protein FAR1-RELATED SEQUENCE 5-like. Bases 1 to 921 code for a protein of 306 amino acids. The record is from RefSeq and is a predicted model, not a curated record. The transcript has a single exon. NCBI's taxonomy places the organism in Eukaryota, Viridiplantae, Streptophyta, Magnoliopsida, Fabales, Fabaceae. Gene Ontology annotation, biological process: regulation of DNA-templated transcription.